CUUCUCGCAGGCCUCGUGAUGCGCACUUGGAAGGCAGUGGGCCUAUCAAAACCACGCUGUGACGCGUCACGAGGCCAAAUAGACGAUCUGAUUGGUGGAAACCGGGUGGGGGAACAGCCCCUGCCCUUUUAUAGACGACACCGGCCUGUGCGUAAAAGUUCUUGGGCAGCGCCGACAGCGCAGAGACGCACUGGACACUGUACACUAACAUAACCAUCUCCAGUCCACUGAGCGGGCCAGACGGACGUGCAGGGCCUCAUCCUGUGUCGUAAAGAUGAAUCCUGAACAGGGGCCGCAGCCCCACGACGCCACACUGCUCCAUCAGAAAGAAGAGACGGACACGGAGGGCGAGGAUGUGCAACCAAAAGACAUGACGACCGAGAAAGGAUAUAAACUCCAGCGGAGCAGCCUCCCCUUCAGCGUCGAAUCGCUUAUUUCCAAGAAAACCACCUGUCGGACUUCUUAUCCUCCCUCAGAUUUAGCCGCGGCGCUGCCGAAGCCCGCGGCGGCGGCGCCGAGCGCUGCGCAGUUCGCACCAAGGACUUUUUACGCGGAGAGGAAAGUUUCCCCGGAGAGCGCACAGAGUGUUGUUCCCAGCGGUCCCAGGGAGGACAGUCCGCAAUUUUCUGAAAAAGACCAGAGCACUUGGUACCAGACGCCGUCGUUUUCUACUCCUUCUCGCAGCUCAAGUCCAACUCAGUGUACUUUACGGAAACACAAAAACAACAGGAAACCUCGCACGCCGUUCACUACCUCGCAGCUGCUCGCCCUCGAGCGCAAGUUUCGUCAGAAGCAGUACCUGUCCAUCGCCGAGAGGGCCGAGUUCUCCAACUCUCUCAACCUGACUGAGACUCAGGUCAAAAUCUGGUUCCAAAACAGGAGGGCCAAGGCGAAGAGACUGCAGGAAGCCGAGUUGGAAAAGUUUAAACUGGCCUCCAAACCCGUUCUGCCCGCCUUCGCGCUGCCGUUCCCCCUCGGAGCGCAUAUGGGGUCACCAACGUGGGGGCCCUCAAACGCCUUCCCCAGACCCACUCUUCCGGUCCCUGGACUGUUUAGUGGACCAGUCACCUAUGGGAUGUACUAUUUAUCUUAGUAUUACUGUAUGAUGUACUUCACUUAAUAUGGAUGAUGCGCUUUGA
Thalassophryne amazonica is the source of this 1139-nucleotide messenger RNA. RefSeq names its product homeobox protein MSH-C-like. The transcript has 2 exons. Gene Ontology annotation, biological process: regulation of transcription by RNA polymerase II; embryonic morphogenesis. The record is from RefSeq and is a predicted model, not a curated record. NCBI's taxonomy places the organism in Eukaryota, Metazoa, Chordata, Actinopteri, Batrachoidiformes, Batrachoididae. Gene Ontology annotation, molecular function: RNA polymerase II transcription regulatory region sequence-specific DNA binding; DNA-binding transcription factor activity, RNA polymerase II-specific. Gene Ontology annotation, cellular component: nucleus. Bases 275 to 1093 code for a protein of 272 amino acids.